UCCCAACACUGAGUAUAAAUACAGAAGCACACAGACAAACUGCAUUGACUAGCAGCUCAACAGACAAAAAAAAGUCUCACGUGAACAACUUCAAAUCGCUUUUCCUAAUCCGAUCUCAUUAACAACUGAAAUGGCUGGCGAAGAUUUUUUAAUGAUGGAAAGCUACUUUAACAGCGACUGUGGAUUUGACUCAGAUGAUGCAGAUUUUGAUGAGCUGGACUGCUCUGAUCCUUUGGCCAUGAGCGGCAGAUGUGACCUGCACAAAGGAAUCCGUAUCCAGGUCACCAAGGAGCCUUUUAGCAUGCGCAGUGUUGCUAACGUUAUAAUCGCUCUGCAGAGGAUGAAGCACACUCAACAUGUUCAGUCCACAGAGUUCACUGACCAGGACCUCUUCACUAUCUUCAUGGAGAAUGUGAUUGAAGAGAGCAUAGUGAUCGAUCUGAAGUGUAGUGAAUCCAAGAGUUACAGCAUGCAGGACAAGACUGUGCAGUGCACAAUAUGUGACAAGUCUAAAAGGGCCUUGGUGCGAAGAGACAAGCUUCCUAUACUGCUGGCCAUUACUCUGAAAGGUGGAAAUGAGGAGAAUAAAGCAUGGUUCAAUCUCUCAGCCUACAACCCACCAAACUGCAGAGGAAACACAAAAGGCCAGCCUGUGUGUUUGGGGAUUGUGAAGAGCAACCUGUUUCUGUCAUGUACAAUGCAGAAUGAUACUCCUUUUUUAGGCAUAGAGGAGGUAAAAGACAAAGAGAGCCUAAAGAUCAUCAAGGAGAACGAUGGAAUGGAGCGCUUCCUUUUCUUGAGAAACGGACCCGGUGACUCGCUGAACACCUUCGAGUCGGUGAAAUACCCGGGCUGGUUCAUCACCACGUCCAAGGACGACUUUAAGCCAGUGCAAAUGACACAUCAGCAAACCAGCCACCUGCAGUUGUUCACGCUCCAUGAUGAGACAGUAGUCUCUCAGAAUGAGUUCGUGGCUAUGUGUCCUAUAUGCCUGUGUCCCAUAAUUAAACAUAUAUGUGAAGUAGAGGCCACAUUGGGAAGCAUGGCGGCCCGAGGGGUGCGGGAUUUAAGCACUCUCACACGGCGCCAUGGUGUUAAGGUGGCGUCUGCAGCCAGUGUUGAAGACGUGUGUUUGGCCAUAGGGGAAGUUGUAGGCUCUGAAUGUAUUAUGGCAGCAUCUAGAAUGAACUAUGCAACCGUAGUGUUUCUCAGUACUGUUGAAAAAGUGACUGAAUUGGUAGCCAGUAGAAUAGUAAUAAACGGGGUGCUCAUUGAUGUUCUGCCACUGUCUACGCCAUCGAAGAAAGUUACUCUCUCUAAUGUCCCACCGUUUAUUAGUGAUAAAAUCUUACUCGAAGCCCUUUCUCGCCACAGAAAACCCGUUUCCUCUGUUAAAGAGAUUCCGAUCACAAGCAAGUCACCAUGUCUCAAAGAGGUUGCUUCUUUUAGGAGAUUUGGGUACAUGAUUGUUAAAGAUAAUGCUGAACUUGACAUAGCGUUUAAUUUCCGUAUAGAUGGGUUUGAUUAUGUAGUGUUCGCCACUACCGGCAAAAUGAGGUGUUUAUGCUGUGGUAAAGAAGGUCACCUAGUCCGCACCUGUCCUGACCGAUUUAAUAAAGACAACGGCACUAAGCCACAGAACACAAGCACCGAACCAGCAGUACACCAGGCACCCGAGUCUAACCGGCUGAAGCAGACCCAGUACCGCGGAGGGAGAGAACGAGCACGGACGAGCGAGAAAAAGAUUAGCGACGAUGGCAUUGAAACGGCGGCAGAACAGAGGCUCUUUAAAAUCUCUGAUGAAAAGGAAAAAAGCAAUAAAGAUGACAGUCCCAGACUCGUUAAAAAAGCGGACAUAGCUGAAAGUGGUGAACUUGAUAGUGAUAGUGAGAUGUCUGACUCCAGCACCUCUCUAUCACAGGCUGAGUGUUUGAGCAGCAGUUAUGAUGCAGAGGACAUUAAGCUGUUUCUAAGGUCAACCAAGAACAUAAGGGGAGUGAGGGUCAGCGAAUAUUUUCCUGACCAAAAAAUUGUCUGUGUGAGUAAAUGUCUGACCUGUGAGUAUAAAUACAGAAGUACAAAGACAAACCAUAGCAGCUCAACAAGCAGAAAAAGUGAGUCUCACGAGGACACCUUCAAAUUGUCGAAUCCAAUCUCAUUAACCACUGAAAUGGCUGACAAAGAUUUGUUAAUGCUUCAAAGCUACUUUAACAGCAACUGUGGAUUUGACUCAGACGACGCAGAUUUUGAUGAGCUGAACUGCUCUGAUCCUUUGGCCAUGGGGCUGAAGCACACUCAACAUGUUCAGUCCACAGAGUUCACUGACCAGGACCUCUUCACUAUCUUCAUGGAGAAUGUGAUUGAAGAGAGCAUAGUGAUCGAUCUGAAGUGUAGUGAAUCCAAGAGUUACAGCAUGCAGGACAAGACUGUGCAGUGCACAAUAUGUGACAAGUCUAAAAGGGCCUUGGUGCAAAGUGACAAGCUUCCUAUACUGCUGGCCAUUACUCUGAAAGGUGGAAAUGAGGAGAAUAAAGCAUGGUUCAAUCUCUCAGCCUACAACCCACCAAACUGCAGAGGAAACACAAAAGGCCAGCCUGUGUGUUUGGGGAUUGUGAAGAGCAACCUGUUUCUGUCAUGUACAAUGCAGAAUGAUACUCCUUUUUUAGGCAUAGAGGAGGUAAAAGACAAAGAGAGCCUAAAGACCAUCAAGGAGAACGAUGGAAUGGAGCGCUUCCUUUUCUUGAGAAACGGACCCGGUGACUCCCUGAACACCUUCGAGUCGGUGAAAUACCCGGGCUGGUUCAUCACCACGUCCAAGGACGACUUUAAGCCAGUGCAAAUGACACAUCAGCAAACCAGCCACCUGCAGUUGUUCACGCUCCAUGAUGAGACAGUAGUCUCUCAGAAUGAGUUCUGAUUCAGAAAAACAGUUUCCAGAAAGUAUGUACUAAGUACUAAGUGUAAAUCUGGAGGCUCAUUUUAUGUUUAAGUUUAUCUCAGCUCGAGAUACCUGACUGUCUUGUGAUUGUUGGUGGUUU
Molecule: messenger RNA, 3038 nt
Organism: Tachysurus fulvidraco (yellow catfish)
Lineage: Eukaryota; Metazoa; Chordata; Actinopteri; Siluriformes; Bagridae
Exons: 17
Coding region: 131-2917 (928 amino acids)
Biological process (GO): regulation of non-canonical NF-kappaB signal transduction; macrophage chemotaxis; immune response
Molecular function (GO): cytokine activity; nucleic acid binding; zinc ion binding
Source: RefSeq, a predicted model, not a curated record